This is a messenger RNA of Perkinsus marinus ATCC 50983, 858 nucleotides long. RefSeq lists its product as hypothetical. The record is from RefSeq and is a predicted model, not a curated record. The transcript is spliced from 8 exons. NCBI's taxonomy places the organism in Eukaryota, Perkinsozoa, Perkinsida, Perkinsidae. The coding region runs from base 1 to 858 and encodes 285 amino acids.
AUGGACUCAAUCGAUGAAUUUUACAUAGGUCCAGCCCGGUUCGAUUCCCGGGACCGUUCCGUUAUUGCCGCCCUACACAGCGCUGGUGGCUUCGAUGGGAUCAGAAUUUCGGGUUACCUCUACAAACAGUCGAAGUUUAUUAAAACGUUCCGACGCAGAUAUUGUUGUCUAAUUGGUGAUAAGCUUUUCGCAUUCAAGCGGCCGGAAGACCUCGCGAGGGGAUCCUAUACGGAGGUGUUGGAAUUGGAGAGCGCUGACUAUCUAGUGGAGUGGGAUGUUGUCCCGAAUAUUCAUAAUGUGAAGCAGAUCGAGGGGAAAUACGCCUUUGAAAUUGGCACGAAUGCGGAGACUCCUGCGAGGAGGGAAUGGAUGUUUGCAGUUGAUACGGAAGUUGAGCGCAGACGUUGGGUGCACAGUCUGGGGAGCUUUUGCAAGCAAGUCUGGCGUCCUGAUGAAACAGGGUUGGAAGGUCAGUUGAGAAUCUUGCGAGUGAAGGCGAUCGAAAAUGUGCCAAACAAAACGUAUCUUAUGCACAGUGACGGUCGGGCACCGGUGAUUGAAGAUUCUGAUAAUUCCGAAAAUGGCUUCCCCUUGCCGUCGCUUUCAACAACCAGUGGACGGCGGGAAUCUUCGGACGAGCGCACAGCGAAGAUUCGUGAAGAUUGCUCUAAUGUUGAUGAUAAAAUUAUUGACCUCACCUGCUUUGCUGAUCAAAACCACACUUGCAGCAUUUGUUUCAAAGACUUGACUGAUGAAGAGGUAUGGGAGCUCACUUGUGGGCAUUACUUUUGCUUGGAUUGUAUCAAGGAGUGGUCGAGGUUCAAGCGCACCUGUCCUGUGUGUCGUGAAGUAUUCUAA